UAAAAAUAUUUAAACAUUAAGAAAAAAUGAUAAAGAAAAUUGAAAAUAAAAUGUGACAACUGAAAAUAAUAAAGCAGAAAAUGAAAAUAAUAAUGUUUAAUAUUUUGAUAUAGUUUAAGGAUACAUCAGGCUCAUGCAUAUCAGACCAUGGACUCUCAUUUCGAGUUUCAAGACAUAGACAAGGUAUCAUCAAUACCAACAACACAUCUAUCAUAUAUUGUACAGCAAUUACUGCCAGUACGUCUAAUUGGCCAUCAGAGAUUUGAGAUGUUUGACAAAAGAUUUCAGCAACGUACAGACUUAGAUGACGAUGACUUCCAAGUAUUGCCUGUCGGAAGUCUGGCUGAAGGACUGAAUAUGCCACCUGUGAUCAUUAAAAAGUCAGGAGAGGAAAUUUAUGGAGGUGACUUUACAGACAUGGAUUUAAUGCUUGUCCAGGUAAAAGAGCAAGUAACAUUUGAGCAAAGUAAGAUGUAUACUGAGGAAUAUUAUGCUCUUGCUGAAACAGAUGAUAUCCAUAUUGGAUAUGCCAGAAUUAAUUUUUCCAAAAAUCCGAAAGUUCCUAUGUACAAAGAUGGCAAAAUCCUUCAAAUGCACAUGCUAUCAGAAGCUUUGAAAAUAACUACAAAUGAAAAGAAGAUUGAGAUUAAUGGUCCAGCAAUUACAACACUUACACCACCUGUUACAAAAUCUAACUACAAAACUCAUGACAAAGCACCAUCAACUGAUCAAGUCCUUGCCCUUCCAUGUAAAGAAUGGCCACCAAUGGCUAGGAACUGGAUAGCAAGAUCACAUGACAGGGGUUGGCUAGACAGCACUUUGAUACAUUCACUUACAGCAGAUGGUUGCCACUUUGUCCCAGCUUGUCACAGAUUAAGUACAACACCACAUGAGGAAUGGAGGAUUUCUUUUGCUGCAACUGAACGACGAAUUGCAAGGGAGGCAGUAACAGACCAUCAAAGACAGGCUUAUAUUCUGAUCAAACUGUUGUAUCACCAGACACUCAAGGAAAAAGGGCUUGUUACUUCAUAUCAUCUGAAAACAGUCUUCUUCCAUGCUUGUGAAAGGAUUCCUCAGAUGGCCUGGGAUGAGAAUAUUGGGGCCUGCAUCUUUUACUUCCUUGAUAUUUUAAUAGACUGUAUCAAAAAGAAAACCAUCCCAAAUUUCUUCAUUCCUGAGAACAACCUUAUUGACUAUCUAACAGAUGAGGAAAUACAGAUUUUGAAAACAACCUUGGAAAAGUUAAGAAGAGAUCUAAUAUUGCCUUUACUUGAUUUUACUGAUGAAAAACUCAUUAGUUUGGCAAGUGUUCAACAUCCAUUUAGAUCCUUGAUAGAACCUGUUCUAUCAGACAUGAACAUGUACCUGAAACACAAAGACCAAAAAUGCACAGUAUUAAAUGCAUUCAUUCCAACCAGUUUUAACAUUCUGCUUAAACAACUGGAAGAAGGGAAACCAGAAGAAAGUGUACAUGUGGCUACUGAAUUACACUCCUUGCUUGUGAAACACAACAUGACAGAAGAAACACUGCCAGAGUUUUUUACUUGGAAUAUUGCUCACCAUAUGACAGACGGACGACUGUCUAUCAGCUUCUUAGAGCAAGCUAUUUCCAUGCAUGAAGGAGAUGAAGACUUCAACUGUUGUAGAGACCACCUUCCCUGUAUGUAUCAUGUAGCAGCAUAUCGGUUCCCACCCAAAUCCCACGAGCACAAGGUAUACUGCGAUAAAGCUGAACAAGCUUUCUUAUCCCAGUUUGCCCAUCAAGGCGUCUCUGGAGCUUACUGUGAUUACUCAUUGCUUCUGAUCAAGCAAAACAGGUUUAACGAAGCUUUAACCUGGCUCAACAAAGUUAUUGAAGAGGAUAAUGCUAACCUGGGAAACAUAUAUGAUGCAGAUGAAAUUAUGACAGUAGAUGAAGUGAUUCAGAAUGAAAUUGUGGAACACAAUAACUUCUCUGCUCCAUCAACUUCUCUUGCUUAUUAUCUGAAAGUAUUUUGUCUAAAAAGAUGUAGUGAAGGUCAAAACAACACCAUGGAUAGUUUACUACAGAACUUCAAACAUCAUGCCGAUGUGGAGAAGCUCCCUCGUACGUAUGCGUUGCUAGGAUACAGUUACAUGGAUUGUGGAGACUGGCGGGCAGCAUCAGAUGCAUUAUCACUCGCUAUAAAAGCAGACACACAGGGAGAGUAUACCAGAGCAUGUAAAAUGAAAAGAUACUGUGAUGAAAGGAUCAGUCAACAAGAAAAAUCUCAGAUUUAAAAAAGACAGAUCAGACUGUUUAAUACUAAACCUGACAAAUAGUUGACAUUGCCAGAUAAACCAACAAAUUUCAAAACAACUAAUGCUGUAACUCUAUAUUUAAUCCCCGCCACAAGUGGUGGGGGGUUAUAGGAAUGGUCUCUGUCCGUCCUUCCGUAACAUAUUGUGUCUGCUCUGUAUCUCCUAAACCCCUUUAAGGAUUUUCAUGAAACUUGGGUCAAAUUAUCACCUCAUCAAGACGAUGUGCAGAACCCAUGAGUCAGCCAUGUCGGUUCAAGGUCAAGGUCACAACUCGAGAUCAAAGGUUUGAGCCUUACAUUUCGUGUCCGCUCUGUAUCUCCUAAACCCCUUGAAGGAUAAUCAUGAAACUUGAAUCAAAUGAUCACCUCAUCAAGACGAUAUGCAGAACCCAUGAGUCAGCCAUGUCGGCUCAAGGUCAAGGUCACAACUCAAGGUCAAAGGUUUGAGGCUACCAUUUUGUGUCCGCUCAGUAUCUCUUAAACCUCUUGAAGGAUAAUUAUGAAACUUAGAUUAAAUGAUCACCUCAUCAAGACGAUGUGCAGAACUCAUGAGCCAGCCAUGUCGGCUCAAGGUCAAGGUCACAACUUAGAGUCAAAGGUUUGAGCCUUCCAUUUUGUGUUCAUUCUGUAUCUCCUAAACCUCUUGAAGGAUUUACAUUAAACUUGGGUCAAAUGAUCACCUCAUCAAGAACUCAUGAGUCAGCCAUGUCAACUCAAGGUCAAGGUCACAACUCAAGGUCCAAGGUUUGAGCUCUGUAUCUCCUAAACCCCUUUUGGAUUUUCAUGAAACUUAGGUCAAAUUAUCACCUCAUCAAGACAAUGUGCAGAACCCAUGAGUCAGCCAUGUCAGUUCAAGCUCAAGGUAAAAGGUUUGAGCCUUUCAUUUUGUGUCCGCUCUGUAUCUCCUAAACCCCUUGAAGAAUAAUCAUGAAACUUGAAUCAAAUGAUCACCUCAUCAAGACGAUGUGCAGAA
Messenger RNA from Mercenaria mercenaria, 3252 nucleotides. RefSeq lists its product as uncharacterized. The record is from RefSeq and is a predicted model, not a curated record. NCBI's taxonomy places the organism in Eukaryota, Metazoa, Mollusca, Bivalvia, Venerida, Veneridae. The transcript has 2 exons. The coding region runs from base 148 to 2259 and encodes 703 amino acids. Gene Ontology annotation, molecular function: protein binding.